Molecule: messenger RNA, 3434 nt
Organism: Python bivittatus (Burmese python)
Lineage: Eukaryota; Metazoa; Chordata; Lepidosauria; Squamata; Pythonidae
Source: RefSeq, a predicted model, not a curated record
UUUUUUUUUUUUUUAGGAAUUGACUUUAAAAUCAGAACAAUAGAAUUAGAUGGGAAGAAAAUCAAACUGCAAAUAUGGGAUACUGCAGGCCAGGAGAGAUUCCGCACCAUCACAACGGCGUAUUACAGAGGUGCCAUGGGGAUAAUGCUGGUUUAUGAUAUCACCAAUGAAAAGUCUUUUGACAAUAUUAAAAACUGGAUAAGGAACAUAGAAGAGCAUGCUUCUUCAGAUGUAGAAAGGAUGAUCCUGGGCAACAAAUGUGACAUGAAUGAGAAAAGGCAAGUUUCGAAGGAAAAAGGAGAAAAGUUAGCAAUUGACUAUGGCAUCAAGUUUCUGGAAACAAGUGCAAAGUCCAGCAUCAACGUGGAAGAGGCUUUCUUCACCCUUGCACGGGAUAUUAUGACAAAGCUCAACAGAAAAAUGAAUGACCACGGUCCAGCAGCUGCCGGCGGGCCCCUGAGAUUAACGGAGAACCGGUCGAAGAAGAGCAGCUUCUUUCGAUGCACGCUGCUUUGACGAACCUCUGAAAACAGACUGCAGCCUACCUAGAAAAAAACCUUUUCCUGCUUCUCUGAAAGCACGGGCUGCCCCAGCCUCAGAGCGGCUGCUGCUGAGGGCUCUGUUUGAACAUGGAACACGCUGAACCAAGAGCGGAUGGGCCUGGGCUCACUCUGCGGGCCGCCAUCGCCAGGCUCUUCCCUCCGAGAAAUGGAAGCUGUGAAGUGGAGAGAGAGGCUCCCCGGGCCAGAGCUCGCUUUUCUUUCCUUGUCUCACUGCCUGCUUCAAAAGCUGCUGAGUAGUUUCUUUGCACUUCUGCAUUAGUCCUUGUUGCACGUUAGGGCCGUGUCAUACGUGCACAGAGCAGUUGGUGGUUUGGUGCUUGUAAGCCUUCCUUACAAGCUUUGUCCACUUCUUUUUUCCUUUUCAGCGACUGCAAACAUCUCUGUUUAAAGCCUGCCGACCAUCAAGGGCGUGAUCCCGCCCUCCCCAGCCAGGGCCGGGGGACCCCCCAUCUGCUGCAGCAGCCUCCUCCGCUCCCAUUCGUUUGCGGCCCUUUGCCAUCCAGUCCAGAAGGGCAGCUGGCUGGAAGUCCAUGGUCUUUCCAUGGACCCCGUGGCCGUGGAAAGGGGAAGUGGCACUGGGCACCCGUGGGGAUCUGGGGUGCGUGUUUGCUGGGCACGUGUUGGCCUGGAAUAUGUUCCGAGUCUUUUUUCCCUGGGGAUGCCAAUAGAUAAGGCAACCGUAAUGGAGAGGUGGAAAACUCAAAAAACUUAAAAGCUCCUUUUGGGUUCAGAUUGUUUCACAAAUAUACCUGUGUAUAUCAAAAUGAGUUUGUUUUUCUGAACGCAGGAUGUUUCUUUUCUGGGUCUCAUGGAAAGAAAAUGUUCCCUGACUGUUCACAGCAUCUCCUCUUGUACCUUAAUCUGGCUCUACUACAGCUUCACUUCUGUUUCUUGCUGCACUCGGUUGAAUCAAAUCCCUGCUUUUUCCCCUGCAUUAAGUGCAGUGGCUCUCUGAACCCGGAUAGAGGAGGCCUGUGUAGUGGGUGUAGGUGGGGUCCCAAUCCAUCAGAAGGCGACGGCUUGAUGAGGCUAAGGACUCUCCUUGGUCCUUGAAGUCCCAGAUCUUGGUUCAGAGCUGUAACGCAGACUGAAGCUGAACUGCCUUCUCAUUUCUGGGCUUGGUGUGCGAUGCCGCGACCGAACGCCUUUGAAACAGGUGCUUUACUCUUACUCACGUGCCAAACCUGGGACUGUGCACGCGGUAACUCCUAGCUCCACCGCCUCAUCCAGAAGGCACUGCCUUCCCACGGUCUGCUCCGUUGGUGUGCCAGGCCCUUUGCAGUAUUUCGUUUCUGAGCUUUGAGCACUGACAUCAUUCUUUUCCUGGGAUACCUGGGACGGGUCAGCCAUUUUUGCGGAGCUGCGAGCAUGGCUCCUCUGUUAGGCCCUUAAGGACUGGCUGCGAUGCCCCGUGUCGUUCAAGGGAGGACAGGGCGGGAGCGCUGGGCAGCAAGACACGCCUUUGCCUCUUUGCCCCUUCCACCAGCACGUUAGCAUUUGAGAGCAGAAGUGCUUUCUUGGAGGCAGGGGACACGCACCCCCAGGGCAGGUCCACCGGUAGUCACCUCUGAUUGUAGAACCUCUCUCUCAGGAUUGUCUUAAACCAAAACUGACGUGCCCGUCGCAUAUUUCCCUUCCUUUGCUUUUCUCUUGGUUGGCAUUCUCUUCCACCUCUUGGGUUCCGCAUACGAAGGCUUCGUCUCUGAACAUUUCUCCUUGAGAGAGCCUGCAGCUAGUUGAAAUGUUACAAAGUGCUUUUUGAAGCAGCAGCAAAUUGGGGUAUCUACUCUGUUUUAUUAAAAAAAAAUAUAUGCUAUUUUCUUACUUCUAGCUGUGCUACAGUGUACAUAAUUUGAGUAAGACCAUAGGAAUUUCACUUUAAGCUUUGUGUAAGGGUAACACACAGUUAACUUUCCUUUAUAAUAUUAAAGUUUAGGUUUUGUUCCUGUCAGUUGUUUAAUGACAGAACUAUUUCUUCCCUGCUGGACUUUUUUUAAGAGACUGUUACCUGGAAACAGCCUUAGUCUUAAGGAAAAGGUUUAGCCUCUGCAGCCACAUUAAGGGCCACAGGUGCCCGCUUGAAUUUUUUUUACAGGGGCCUUGUUGUAGAGAAAGCUUGUCAAAUGGAGAUCUGCUGCAUCCUGUCCUCCUUAUCCAAUCUGCAGUCCUCCGGAUGUGCUGGGCUACAGGCCCCAUCACCCAAGGCCAGCAGGGCCACGCUGGCCACAGCAUAGCACAUCUUGUGGGCAGCCAGUUGGGGAAAGGCCAUGCAAGUGGAUUGACUGGUUGCGAAGGCUCUGGCAGCGGUGGGGGGUUGCCAUCCCAUCCUUCGCUUGAGCAGACCAAGGCCUGUGCAAAGGGGCCCACCCACAGAAGCCAAACCGUGGAGUAUUGAGCACCGAAGCCCAGCCCUGGGAGUGGCACCCUGCGCAUCUCUGGUGGGCUGGGCUCUGGAGCUCUGGCCCUCCUUCAAGGUGGAGGCCUUGAAGGUGACUCUUCCGUGUUUUCGAAGGACGGAACAGCCCGGGGUCUUUCCCUUUCCUUCGCCCGUCUCUGGCUUAUUGCCCCCUGUCCCAGAGAGAGAAGGCAGACGGAAAACGGGCAGCCUGUCCUUUCAUCGUGCCAUUCUCCUCUCCCUUGGCUUCUCAUGGUUUUAAGGAUUUUUAAGUGUUACCCAUCCAGUUCCACCUUCAGGCUCCUGUGCUGCAUGUGAGAAUAGAAAAAACCCUUUUCUGAACUUGGGUCUUCUGUAUAGUACUUGUAUAAUACUUACCAGCUUUUUUUUUAAUAAAUGGGGUAUGUACAUGUACCGAGUGCUUUCCCAUGUCUUACUUUUCAGAUGUGAAAGAAUAAAAUCCAUUGUGACUGGUA